AUGGUUUCAGCGAAAAAGCAGAAGAAGAAUGUCGAAAAUAUCAAUCAAAGAUUAGCUUUGGUUAUGAAGAGUGGUAAGACUUCUCUUGGAUAUAAAUCAACGUUGAAGAGUAUUCGCCAAGGGAAAGCUAAAUUAGUCCUUAUUGCGAAUAAUACUCAGCCUAUUCGGAAAAGCGAGAUUGAAUACUACGCUAUGUUGGCAAGGACUGGUGUACAUCAUUAUGGUGGAGACAACAAUGAACUUGGUACCGCUUGUGGAAAGUACUUUAGAGUUAGUACGAUGAGUAUUACCGAUCCCGGCGACUCUGACAUUAUCCGAUCAGUACCGACCGCUGAGCAAGAAAAGAAAUAAUUCAAGUUACUUAAGUUUUGUAUUGUAUGAUAUAUAACGUUGUAUCUCCGGUUGCGAUGUAAUAAAUAUGCAUUGAAUUGGGCAU
Trichoplax adhaerens is the source of this 436-nucleotide messenger RNA. RefSeq lists its product as hypothetical. The transcript is spliced from 3 exons. Gene Ontology annotation, cellular component: cytosolic large ribosomal subunit. The record is from RefSeq and is a predicted model, not a curated record. Gene Ontology annotation, molecular function: RNA binding; structural constituent of ribosome. Lineage: Eukaryota; Metazoa; Placozoa; Uniplacotomia; Trichoplacea; Trichoplacidae. Bases 1 to 351 code for a protein of 116 amino acids.